This is a messenger RNA of Bursaphelenchus xylophilus (pine wood nematode), 278 nucleotides long. The record is from the annotation of a GenBank genome assembly. NCBI's taxonomy places the organism in Eukaryota, Metazoa, Nematoda, Chromadorea, Rhabditida, Aphelenchoididae.
AUGACAAAGCUAUUCCUGAUUCUACUUGUUCUUGCCAUCUCCGCAACUCAGACCCUUGCCCAAUGGGGUAUGGGUGGUGGUCCAAUGGGCGGUAUGGGAAUGAUGGGAGGUCCUGGCAUGGGCUAUGGCAGAAUGGGAGGCAUGGGCGGGUACGGAAGGAUGGGAAUGAUGGGAUACCCUGGCAUGGGGUAUGGAGGCAUGGGUAAGAGUUUGAGAUUUAGUAUUAUUGAUACUUACCAUAAAUAUCCAAAAUUUUAUUUUCAGGAGGAUGGGGAUAA